Molecule: messenger RNA, 432 nt
Organism: Auanema sp. JU1783
Lineage: Eukaryota; Metazoa; Nematoda; Chromadorea; Rhabditida; Rhabditidae
Source: the annotation of a GenBank genome assembly
AUGGGGCCAUGGACAAGAGAAGUCUUUCUCCAUAUUUUGCCUAAGCUUCUGAGGAUGUCAUCAGGUGUUGAGAAGAAUUUUCAUGCAAUUUCUGAAGCAGCACCUUCAAUUGAGUACAUAUCAGGCACUGUUCAACAGAAUGAAAGUUUAGUUCGAGCAAGACGAAUGAGAAAACAAGCGGAGGCUCUUCAGUCUAGCUUGAACUUCGGCUCUAUGGAAGAACUAGCCAUAUACAAUCAGAUGGAAUGUUCUAUUAAUGAAGUUAUCAAAGUGCUAUUGCUCUUCGAAGAGAACUACGAAUCCUCGAGGAAGGAGAAACGUCUAGAGUCUGAUUGGAAAUAUAUGGCGAACGUACUAGACCGUGUUUGUCUUCUGUUAUAUUUUAUUUUAUUUCUAUCAAUAUCAUUGGCUUUGAUACUUUUUCCGAAAUAA